AUAUUUUUCUUCCUACUCCAUUACCAUUUUUUUCUAGUCUUGAUCCGUCAAAAGACAACUAUCCAAGGCCCCUUUCUCUCCCUCCUGCCCGCUUGGACUACUGGGUUAUAUAUUUUGACUCUGGAUCUCGGUAGCAUCCACAAUGUUUCGUCGCAAGAAUUCAGCUCAUCCCGAACAAGACAACAUCGAUUCAGCUGUCACAGACUCGAAGAUCAAAGAGCUUAAGGCUCUCAUAGGACCAUUAUCGGGGAGAACCUCGGUAUUCUGUACAGAUGCAUGCCUGAAGAGAUAUCUGGAAGCUAGGAAUUGGAAUGUAGGCAAAGCCAAGAAGAUGCUUGAAGAAACGCUAAAAUGGAGAUCAGCCUUUAAACCCGAGGAAAUCAGAUGGGAUGAAGUUGCAGACGAAGGGGAGACUGGAAAAGUUUACAGAGCAGGCUUCCAUGAUAGGCAUGGAAGGACGGUUCUCAUACUAAGACCGGCUUUACAGAACACAAAAUCAUUAGACAACCAGAUGAAACAUUUGGUCUAUCUCAUCGAGAAUGCUAUUCUGAAUCUCCCCGAGGAUCAAGAACAGAUGUCUUGGCUCAUAGACUUCACCGGAUGGACAUUAAGCACCAACGUGCCUAUUAAAUCUGCCCGAGAAACCAUCAAUAUUCUGCAAAACCACUACCCAGAGAGGCUGGCAAUAGCUUUCCUCUACAAUCCCCCGAGGAUCUUCGAGGCAUUCUGGAAGAUUGUGAAGUUUUUGCUCGAUGCAAAGACAUUCCAAAAGGUGAAGUUUGUGUACCCGAAGAACCAGGAGAGCGUGGAGCUGAUGAGCACAUACUUCGACGAGGUCAAUCUCCCAACUGAGUUCGGGGGGGAAGCCAUCUUACAGUACAACCAUCAAGAGUUCUCCAAGCAAAUGGCUCAAGACGACGUAAAAGCCGCAAACUUUUGGGGAUUUGAACCAGAAUCAGUCUAAGCCUAACCCGACUGGUUCGAAAUAAGUCAUGAGCUCUCUGGCUCAGCCAGGUAUUAUUAUCAUAGCAGCUAAAUUAUACUCUGUUAGUUAAACAGAUGCUGUGGCAUUGUUCUCUGUCGGAGAGCAGACAGCUAGAUAUCAGUUGGAUUAAACAAGAUAUUGGAUUUUACUCGGUGUCGUCGAGAAUCUCGAGAUCGAGAGUAUCAAUGUAUGACGAUUUGAGCUCA
Tarenaya hassleriana is the source of this 1191-nucleotide messenger RNA. Its product is annotated as random slug protein 5. The record is from RefSeq and is a predicted model, not a curated record. The transcript has 6 exons. NCBI's taxonomy places the organism in Eukaryota, Viridiplantae, Streptophyta, Magnoliopsida, Brassicales, Cleomaceae. The coding region runs from base 143 to 964 and encodes 273 amino acids. Gene Ontology annotation, molecular function: phosphatidylinositol transfer activity.